This is a messenger RNA of Sitodiplosis mosellana (orange wheat blossom midge), 1056 nucleotides long. Its product is annotated as trans-1,2-dihydrobenzene-1,2-diol dehydrogenase-like. The transcript has 3 exons. Gene Ontology annotation, molecular function: nucleotide binding. The record is from RefSeq and is a predicted model, not a curated record. Lineage: Eukaryota; Metazoa; Arthropoda; Insecta; Diptera; Cecidomyiidae. The coding region runs from base 16 to 1008 and encodes 330 amino acids.
GUGGUGCACAUCAAAAUGGCAUUGAAAUGGGGGAUAGCAGCCGCUGGGAGAAUUUCGCAUGAUUUCGCCAACUCUUUGAGUACGCUCAAUCAAGAUGAUCAUAAAGUUGUUGCGGUUGCUGCUCGUGACCUCAGUCGAGCUGAAGAAUUUGCCAAGAAGUUCAAUAUUGUACAAGCCUAUGGGAGUUAUGUCGAACUGGCUCAAGAUCCAAAUGUCGAGGUUGUUUACAUUGGCACGCUGAAUCCACAGCACUUUGAGGUGGCCACAUUGAUGCUGGAACAUGGAAAGAAUGUUUUAGUCGAAAAACCAUUAUGCAUCAAUGAAAAACAAGCGCAUAAACUGAUUACAUUGGCUAAAGAAAGCAAAUUAUUUUUGAUGGAAGCGAUUUGGUCACGUCUCUUUCCCAGCUAUCAGUACAUUCGAAAACAAAUUGAAGACGGAGUGCUCGGUGAAGUUACAUCUGUUGAAGUUGAAUUUGGAUUUGCCAGUCUGAAAAUAAAGAUCGAGAAAAAGGACUUGGGUGGUGGAACCGUUUUGGAUCUAGGUGUUUAUGCCAUCCAGCUUUGUCAAUGGGUAUUCAAGCAAGUGCCAAUAUCCAUCACGGCAACAGGAAAAUUGAACGAUGAGGGUGUCGACGACGAAGUUGCAGCCGAAAUUAAUUAUGGUGACAAUAAAGUGGGCAAAAUCAAAACUAGUGCUUUGAACACGUUGAGCAAUACAGCUAAAAUUAGUGGAACAAGAGGCCAAAUUACGGUUCCCACAUUCUGGUGUCCGACUUCAAUAAUAGUUGAUGGAGCGGAGAUAUCGUGGCCAUUGUCGAAGGCAAAAUACCAGUUUAAUUCCACGAAUAGUUGCGGCUUGAGGUACGAGGCCGAAGAAGUACGCAAAUGCAUUCGUGAUGGCAAAUUGGAAAGCAAAAAUGUCACACAUAACGAAAGCUUGUUGAUCGCCCACAUCGAGGAUGAAAUCCGGAAACAAAUCGGCGUUAAAUAUCCAAAAGACGAAUAAACUAGAUGUUUCAGUUUGUAAUGUGAUGAUGUAAUCAGCAAUAACGUA